GGAAAAUUAUAAAUGAUUUCAACGACACGGCUAUUUACUCAUGCACAUUAUAAAUAUAAGGCUAAAGUUAAGAUGUCAGUUCAAACGGACUGGUAAGAAAACAAAGAUGAGUUGUUUUGUGCCAUAACCUCACGACUUGAAGAAGUGAUGCGUAGAAAAUUUUCUUCCCAAGAGGAAAAUCUUUUGUCCCUAAAGUACACAAUUGACCUUUUUGGAUAUAUCGAUCCGGUUGGAGCGAUGGAUUUAAAUAACUGGAUAGGUAGUUUUGCAAAGACACUGGUCGAGGAGGUAGCUCCUAUUUAAAGAUUUGCUUCUCAUUAAGUUGGAUGAUCUAGUGAUCGAAGGAUGUGACACAGAUCAUGCUGCUGAAGUUUCUUUCACUCCAUGGUCUGCUAUGAGGAAGCUGGACUUCACCAUUGUCCACUCAUGCAGUUUUGUUUUUUUGUAGAUAAUACAAUUGCUUCUGUAGGAUAAAAUGAAUUGUGCAACAGGGAAGAGACUGCAGCUGAGCCAGGUUCUGCUUCUGCUCUCUGGGGUUUUCCUCUACCAGCUGACCAUCAGUGCCAGACUCUAUGAGCCUUUGCCAGUGUCUCAGAGUGGAGAUGAUUUUGGAGAAGAUUCAACAGAAGGGAUUCGGGAGGUUACAGUGGAGACUCAAGGGCUUGAGGAACCUCUCACUGCAGCACAUGAAUUAGAGCCCACAGAUCAAAUCACACUGGACAUGCAUAUGGUAAAUCAUCUGAAUACAACUACAGAUUUUAAAGCAUCCACCCCGACUGAAUCUCCACCACUUCCAGGUGAAAGGGGUGAAUACCCUAAAGAUAUCUUUUCUGUUGAAGAACGCAGACGAGGAUGGGUGGUCCUCCACAUUUUUGGGAUGUUAUACAUGUUUGUGUCACUUGCAAUUGUGUGUGAUGAGUUCUUUGUUCCCGCGCUGGAAGUAAUCACAGAGAAGUUAGGCAUCUCUGACGAUGUGACAGGAGCCACCUUCAUGGCUGCCGGAAGAUCCACCCCUAAGUUUUUUGCCUACCUCAUAGGGGUCUUCAUCGCCCACAGCAAUGUGGGCAUUGACACAAUAGUUGGCUCUGCAAUUUUCAACAUUUUGUUUGUAAUUGGAAUGUGUGCGUUGUUUUCUCGAGAGGUACUUCAUCUGACCUGGUGGCCACUUUUGAGAGAUGUAUCCUUCUACAUAUUUGACCUCAUCUUGCUCAUCAUCUUCUUCUUGGAUAAUGUCAUAAUGUGGUGGGAGAGCAUGAUGCUGGUGGCUGGUUACACUGUCUAUGUGAUCUUCAUGAAGUUUAAUGUGCAAAUAGAGCAGGCCGUCAAGACCCAACUCUACAAACACAAGAAUAUUGUUAAAGUCAUUGCUGUGGAGGAACCUGAAAAGGUAAGCACUACUGUGACAAAACAUGACCAUAUUUGUUUUUCUUUUUUCAAUGUCAUACUAGUGGACACACCUGCAGGAGAGGAUGGGUCAGGGGGCCCGGAAGAAUCUGACAGUGAUAAAGAAGAAAACAAUAAAGACAGUGAUGAGUCCAGUAAAAAUGAUUGUGAGAACAAAGACGGGGAGGAAGAAGAAGAAGAGAAAAAGGAUAAGCCCCUGUCUUUAGAGUGGCCUGACACACGAUGUAAACAAGCCAUCUACCUCUUCCUUCUACCUAUAGUCUUCCCUCUGUGGCUCACAGUUCCUGAUGUCCGCAAACAGAAAUCCAGAAAAUUCUUUGUGGUCACCUUCCUGGGCUGUAUUCUGUGGAUUGCUGUCUUCUCCUACCUCAUUGUGUGGUGGGCCUAUCGGAUAAGUGAGACCGUCGGCAUCUCACAUCAGAUUAUGACCAUCCUGGCUGCAGAGAUAUCCAUCCCUGAUCUCAUUACCAGUGUGAUUGUUGCACGUAAAGGUCAGGGAGACAUGGCCGUAUCAAGCUGUGUGGGCAGUAACAUCUUUGACAUCACUGCGGGCAUGCCAGUCCCAUGGCUUCUGUACUCAUCCAUUCACAGUUCGGCUCCAGUGGCUGUCAGCAGCAAUGGGCUCCUUUUAGCCGUCGUGCUCCUCUUCCUCAUGCUCCUCUUUGUCAUCAUCAUUGCAUCCUGUAAGUGGAAGAUGAAUAAGCUGCUGGGUUGCAUCAUGCUCCUGCUCUACUUUCUCUUCCUCCUGCUUCGUGUGAUGGUGCAGUAGCACAACAUUAACUUCGCUGGGUGGGCAAAAGGGCAUAAAGUUUUUGUAUAUGUUUAUAUAUGCUCGUGAAAUUGCUUAUGCUUUUGUAUGCUUAUGUAUAUGUUUUCUCUUUUUUUUGACAAUUACUCCUUGAUUUGCACAGGCACAGACCAAAGUAUAUCUACUUAAAUGCCGACAUUUACAGCAAUAUCCAAACACAAGCAAUAUCCAAACACAUUAAAACCUACUUCUGCAUCUAUAUUACAUUGUAACAUUCAGGGUUAGCAAUUAGGAUUGCUUGAUGUGAGUCAGCUGGUCACUGGACACAGGAUGCAAUGUGCCCACAGGCUGCAGAAACAUUUGUAUUGUUUCACCAGCAAAGAGAAGAUAACUUACUGGGCUCCGUGCAGAGCUAUUAUCUCUCCUCCCCUCAUAAACCUGCUGCAGCAUUGCCUACUCCCAAAAUAUGACCUGUGAUUUAAGUGGAAAGGCUUGAAAUGUAUAGGCAGAGACAUAUUUGGUCAUUUUCACCCUUCUACUAUCUAUUUUAAAUAAUCUGACUCACCAUAAGAUUUUAUGUAAUAUUUACCCACAUUUUUUUACAUCAAAAAUAUAGUCUUUUUAAAAAAAA
Molecule: messenger RNA, 2783 nt
Organism: Seriola aureovittata
Lineage: Eukaryota; Metazoa; Chordata; Actinopteri; Carangiformes; Carangidae
Product: sodium/potassium/calcium exchanger 1-like
Exons: 7
Coding region: 476-2173 (565 amino acids)
Biological process (GO): long-term synaptic depression; calcium ion transmembrane transport; long-term synaptic potentiation
Cellular component (GO): membrane
Molecular function (GO): calcium, potassium:sodium antiporter activity; calcium channel activity
Source: RefSeq, a predicted model, not a curated record